GCAAUCAGGGACCCCUCUCAAGAGGGGCGAGUCCUCACUCAAAAGCAUGAUAUUGGUGACACGAGGGCUGAUCAAGUCCAUGUACACCCCUCUCAACUGCUGUGUCCCAGUUGAAGGGGUAACAAUAUGUCAGUGUGCUGCGUGAAUAAGUUUACCCAUCUGAAACCAUCUCCCAAUCAACAGCAUUGACCAGACCCUUUAUUCAAAGCCCCAGUAUCCUCCCACUCAACUCUGCAUGAUUUUGUCAGGGACACAUGUGGUGCACUAUCUUCAAACAUGUAGAGCUCUUUCUGUGCAGGGGUUCGAUUAACCCCCAAAGCACAAAUCACUGCUACCAUACAACCCUUCACACUGGAUAGAUUCUGGCGCUACACUUUGGGUUUUGGCCAUUGAGAAAACACGAGCAAUAUUGGGCACCUCAUUUAUCAAUGUCCCAUGCAUAAUACCAGUCACAAAACUCAGACAUUAUCAAUUGCUCUUCCUCCUCCUCCUCAUGAAUAACGGUUAAACCGGUUGGGCCACAUGUUAUGUUGAUGCCCAGUUUACACAGGAGGUCCCUGACCAUCAGAUUGACAGGACAGUUGUCAGAGUAGAGAAAUUGAUGCUGACACUUCUCCUCACAAAAGGAGACCGGCAGAGGUAUAGUUACAUGCUCUCUGAAUGGGAAGCCUGAAGCCCCUACAGUUUUUACUGUUUCACUAGACAUGGGAGGUUUUGUCAUAGCCUUUACAGUUAGCUCCCGUAUCAACAAUAACUAUUAUUGACUGCAAGCCUCCACUGUUGGCUCGAUUCGAGGAAGAGUAUGGCUCUUUAAAAACAAUGUUCUGGUUGCUCUGACAAUUCUAAUUAAACUACUACUUCCCCUUCCGCCUGUCAGUAUUCUCCCUCCUCCUCCUCUCCCUCUCGAGGGGCCCCCCUUGGGGCUCCUCUACCUCUUGAUCCACCUCUUCCCCUCGGCUGCUGGGCAGUUUGAGUGCAGCUUGCGGCGAAAUGGCCUGGUUUUUGACAGUUGUAGCAGAUUCUUCCACCACUCGCACCCCCUCCAGCAGCUGCUAAUGCGGCCAUCUGGUAGAAUGUAAACUGAGCAGCUUGUAGUUUCUGAGUCUUAUGGUCGCCUGUGCUGGUUGGGGGUGUGCCCUCGAGGAACGGGUUGCGACUCUUUCUGUCCGCUUGUCUGGCUUCCCCAGCCACACCUUUCCUCUGUGGUCUGGGAGUUGACGUCAUUCUCACCGCCAGCAUGGCCAGUCCAGAGAGCAGUUUGUCCACCGCUGCAGCUACUAGGGAAGAUUCAUACGUGAGGGUCGGCACAGGAGUGAACUGUGGAGUUGGGGGAGGAGGCACAGUGGGGUGUAGAGAAGGGCGUCCACUGGGUCUGCUGGAUCGGGUGGAGGCGGGGGAGGGAGGUCAUCAGACACAGGCCCAGGCAGCACUGGGUAGAGAGUGGUCAGGAGAAAAGUAGGGAGGGGGGAAAUCUCUCUCGUCGUCUUUUCUGUUCUUUCUCACUGUCUCGUCUAUCUGUUUUCUCUUCCUCCUCAGUCUGCACUACCAUAUUCUGACGGGGCUGUCCCCUAAAUGAAUCCUGUCUUUGUGUAGGCCAUUCUGCCUCUUUCCUAGUUUCUAAAUUUAACCCAGCCUAUUUGAUCUUUUGUACCUUUGUUAGUCCCUUCAUACUCUGUCAGUCUCUCCCUGACUUUGUCUAACAUUGUUACACUCAGUGUCCCCGUCAACGGAAAACCACCUUCCCUAUCUGUAAUUUCACCUGGUCCAGAAAGUCCCUUUCCCACUUAUCUGCACAUAACUUUCAGGGCCCCCAUGGAAGGAUCUGGAAUGCCAUGUCCCUUGCUCCUGUGUGCUCCCAUGGUUCCUGUUCCACUCACAGAUCACACACACACACACACACACACACACACACACACAGGGGUAGACAAACAAAGAAAACCAGUUAGUGCUGUUUAUGAUGUUAUUUUAUCCAUAUGAACAGGGAAAUUCAUAUCUCCAUUAAAAUAUUGCCUAAUUAGUGACCCCAGAACGGGGUGUCAUCUCCACACGGGGAUAUCGCCUACUGCGAUCACUGUAGUAUAGAUCCUCUUAUGUCUAUCCAGAUAUGCAAAACUUCCCACAAAAUACCCGUGCCUCCUAUCUAAUUGUGUAACACGGUCCCAAAAAUCCAAUCUUACCUUGUAUUUUCUAACAUCCACCUCAGGUGAAGUCCCAGGAAUAACUAAACUAACAAUAGCAUCUAACAAUAGUAACCCAGGGAUGCCUGUUUUACCUCAUUAACAAACAUUUUAUCAAUUACAUACACGUUAUAAUUUGAACUUCACCAAGUCAGAUGCCCUCGCAUGGCAUCACCUGCACUCUAGUCCCUCAUUCAAUGAGCUCACCAAGCCGAGUUUUCCCGCAGGAUUACUUGCGCUCUAGUCCCUUGCUCCAUAUUAACCUCACCAGUCCUACUGUGAUCAAUUCAGUACUACGAACUGGAAUUUUGGUUGCCCUCAACUGGCUGAUUUAACAAUUAUGUCCAAGGAUACCUCACUUAAGAACACUCUUAUCAACUCAACUCAGUCCUGCUAGUCACCUCAGCUGUGGCCCCCCAUAAGGAGGACCUCGCUCUGAGCGUACCCUGAACAGGGACUCCUUUUAUAAAUGUUCUAUUGGUGAAUCAUCUUGCUCCCAUCUCUCAAUACUAUGUUGGGGAUCUGGUAUCCACCCAUGCCCGCUUCCACUCAGAUCUUAGGCAGGUCCAGCUGCUCAUUUAGGAGCGCGGCUCCCCUGAGAUCCCAAUUUGGGGAUCCCCUGUGCACAGUUUACCCAGAUCUUUAGGAGCGACCAACAGGUGAAGUUACAGAUCCCACCCUCGUCGCCAAAUGUAGUAGAUAUUUUAAUCAAUAAUGAGGAAAGACAAGGUCAAUUACCAAUCAGAAUAUUACGUUUAUUCAAAACUUAUCGAAAAGUGAGCUGGUCACAAUACCCACGCAGAAGUGAGUAGAGUGAGAGAUCACUGAGUGGAGUGAGCCUCUGGGUAAUAUACCAUCUCAGGAUGGGUCAGGAUAGGUGCAACCUCAGAGAUAACAUACAAUGGUUCCAGACACUAACUCCACACAUCCUGUGCCAGACCUUAGCCCCAAAUACAAAUAACUAAUUGUUUUGUUCAGUACUAAGAAUUUAGAAGGACAUUUGUUGUUACUUAGCUGUUACAAGUGAUUUGUUCCCAUUCCUCAUGCCAUCCCUUCACAUGGUUUGCAAUAGGUAAAGACACAUAUUCACAUAUGGAAACAAUGUUUCCUUCUGACCUCCUUUGCCCUAUUCUCUUUCUGAAAUUCUGCAUAGCAACAGGGACGUGAUAGACAAGCCUGACUUCUCCCCUCUCUGGGCCCCAGGUGACUGAGGCCCAAAUGAGGGAGGAAGUGCAGCUGCCAACACCAGAGUCUGAAAGGAGACAUUCUAAUAACAAGAGUUCAACAGUUAAAUCAUAUAAUCAUAUUCUGUGUUACUUAGCUAAUUCUGAUUUCUCUACCACCAGCCUUAUUCUAAAAUGGAUUAAAUAAAUACAAAUAAUCAUCAUUCUAUACACAAUACCCCAUAAUUACAAAGUGAAAACAGUUUUUUUUAUAUAAACAGAUACCUUAUUUACAUAAGUAUUCAGACCCUUUGCUAAUCGACUCUAAAUUGAGCUCAGGUGCAUCCUGUUUCCAUUGAUUAUCCUUGAGAUGUUUCUACAACUUGAUUGGAGUCCACCUGUGGUAAAUUCAAUUGAUUGGACAUGAUUUGGAAAGGCACACACCUGUAUAAGGUCCCACAGUUGACAGUGCAUGUCAGAGCAAAAACCAAGCCAUGAGGUCAAAGGAAUUGUCCAUAAAGCUCUGAAACAGGAUUGUGUCAAGGCACAGAUCUGGGGAAGGGUACCAAAGAAUGUCUGCCGUAUUGAAGGUCCCCAAGAAUACAGUGAGCUCAAUCAUUCUUAAAUGGAAGAAGUUUGGAACCACCAAGACUCUUUCUAGAGCUGGCCGCCCAGCCAAACUGAGCAAUCGGGGGAGAAGGGCCCUGGUCAGGGAGGUGAUCAAGAACCCGAUGAUCAGUCUGACAGAGCUCCAGAGUUCUUCUGUGGAGAUGGGAGAACCUUCCAGAAGGACAACCAUCUCUGCAGCACUCCACCAAUCAGGCAUUCAUGGUAGAGUGGCCAGAUGGAAGCCACUCCUCAGUAAAAGGCACAUGACAGCCCGCUUGGAGUUUGCCAAAAGACACCUAAAGGACUCUUAGACCAUGAGAAACAAGAUUCUCUGGUCAGAUGAAACCAGGAUUGAACUUUUUGGCCUGAAUGCCAAGCGUCACGUCUGGAGGAAACCUGGCACCAUCCCUACGGUGAAGCGUGGUGGCAGCAUCAUGCUGUGGGGAUGUUUUUCAGCAGCAUGGACUGGGAGACUAGUCAAGAUUGAGGGAAAGAUGAACGGAGCAAAGUACAGAGAGAUCCUUGAUGAAAAACUGUUCCAGAGCGCUCAGGACCUCAGACUGGGUUGAAGGUUCACCUUCCAACAAGACAACGACCCUAAGCACACACCCAAGAUAACGCAGGAGUGGCUUCGGGACAAGUCUCUGAAUGUCCUUGAGUGGCCCAGCCAGAGCCCAGACUUGAACCCGAUCGAACAUCUCUGGAGAGACCUGAAAAUAGCUGUGCAGCAACGCUCCCCAUCCAACCUGACAGAGCUUGAGAUGGUCUGCAGAGAAGAAUGGGAGAAACUCCCCAAAUACAAGUGUGCCAAGCUUGUAGCGUCAUACCGAAAAAGACUCGAGCCUGUAUUUGCUGCCAAAGGUGCUUCAACAAAGUACUGAGUAAAGGGUCUGAAUACUUAUGUAAAUGUAAUAUUGCCUGUUUUUUUGUUGUUGGCAAAAACAAAUCUAAAAACCUUUUUUGGCUUUCAUUAUGGGGUAUUGUGUGUAGAUUGAUGAGGGGAUUAAACUAUGUAAUCUAUUUUAGAAUAAGGCUGUAACGUACCGUCUUUGUUCUCGAUUCGGAAUAAACUUCUCUUUAUAAAUGUCUGUAUACAGUUGCAAGUGGUACUCCAAAAAACUGAAAAUUUAAAAAUAUUAAAUCCACUUUUUUGUACUGAGUGCGAAAUGCCUCUUGCGUGUGUGUAGAUCUUUGUUUGGGUCACGUGGCUGUGUUGCUUAGAACUGAUAGUUUUUGCAAAUAUGUUGGGAAGUGCGAGAUGUCCUCCAGCUAAAAUGGCGAGGGAACUCCUCACAAAUAUUUACUUUUAUUGGAGUUCCACCUGCAACUAGAAACAGGAGUUAAGACAGUGGGGCCUUCUGAAUUGAUAACGAAGAAAGGAUCACCAGGUAAAGAUUGGUCGAACAUUUGCUGAUUACCCUUAACACUAGCAGCAUGUCAACGGCUAUCCACAAGCUGCAACAGCUUAUGUUGGACUACUUCGUAUGAUUUAUUAGCUAGCUAACGUUAGGUUGCUAGCUAACAUCCUUUUUGUGUGUCUCUCAUUUCCCAAGGUGAAAGACUUGGGUUGUUCUUGAUUUGCGGUGGUAUUUACAUCCCUCGCCUUUGCAACCAUGAAAAACACUGAAAAUGAUUAAGUUACACACUUUCCCACUUGCUACUACACUUUUUCAUAAAUCUAGUGUGUGUUGUAUACAGGUAUUGAACUUGACACGCCUACAUAAUAUCUGUUGUCAUUAUUCUAGGAUUGUGAGGACAGUGCCAGCAUGUCUCUUCCCCACCACCCUGAUCCCGAACCUACAGAGUCACUGGGUCCUGACUGUAACAGUGGAACUCUUGCACUGCUGCUGGAAGACUGCAUUAAUCUGCUGGGCCCAAAUGCAGAGUCUAUGAAACUCGAGGAGGUAGCGUAGAAAGCGUACAUUACGAAAUGAUGUAGUUUGUUAGUGUUUAUUAUUCCAUUCGACACCACCUACACUGUCUGUUUAUGUUGUGUUUAUUUUAGGAUUGUGAGGACAGUCCCAUCCUGUCUCUUCCUCACCAACCUGAGCCCAAUUCGCCCCACAAGUGGGUAACAGUACUGCUGGAAGACUGCAGAAAAUCACAGAGUACUGGCUGUAACAGUGGAGCUCAGUGGACACUACUACCUCUCAAGAGAGUUAGAGUACAGGUGGAGGACUGCAGGAAGAAGCUGGGUCCGAAUGCACAAUCUAUACAAGUUGAGGUUGUUGAUAGCAGAGGAUCAACUCAU
Messenger RNA from Coregonus sp. 'balchen', 6200 nucleotides. Lineage: Eukaryota; Metazoa; Chordata; Actinopteri; Salmoniformes; Salmonidae. The record is from the annotation of a GenBank genome assembly.